CCUUUGUUUGGAUGUAAGCCGCCUGAAACAAAUAAGUAAACUGGAGGUUAAUCUCGCAGAAUAUGCAAAGCUGCAAACACCAGACAGGUUGGAUAAGGAGAGUGAGAGGUUUGAGCUGAGUCGUUAAAGAAAGUAUUACAUUCACAGAAUAAUAAUAACUGUACAGGACAACUACUUUGAUGCGACAGCCGGUGAGUCCGUUAAAACAUGGUUCAAUAGCAGCAGAGAAGGAGUGGGCAGAUGGAGGAGUUUCCAUGAAUCCCCCCUCCCUCUCGAAAAACCCGCGGAUCCAUUUAGCGAACAUUUGAACGAAGAAAUUGGUCGAACCAUCUGUCAGGAGCCUGAAAUAUAUAUAAUAGUCGAGAAAAUAUAUAUAUAUUUCGGGCAAGGCAACGUUUUUGUUUUGCAGAGCUGGGUAUCCUCACCGGAGUAAAUCCACCUGAGUCACCUGUUGGAGCGGUGGCCGUAACUGCGUUCAGUCCAUCAGUCCAGUGAAGCCAUGGGACCGACCAGUGCUCCAAAAGGAUGUGGUUCCAGUAUCAACUCUAUAUACUACAACCUGUGUGACCUGACUACAGUGUGGGGGGUCGUGGUGGAGGCCGUUGCUGUUGCUGGUGUGGUGACUUCCUUUGUGCUCUUCAUCAUCCUCAUGGCCUGCUUACCGUUUGUGACAGACAAGAAGAGAAAGGGUAUGGUGGCCUUGCAGGCGGGAAUUCUAAUCUUCACUCUCGGACUUUUUGGACUCAGUUUUGCCUUCAUCGUAGGUCGGUACUCCACCAGCUGUGCUGCACGGAGGUUCCUCUUUGGAGUGCUGUUCUCAGGCUGUCUAGCCUGCCUGGUGAUGCAUGGGUUGUGGCUCGCCCUGCUGGAGCGGCGAGGCCGGGGGCCCAGGAGCUGGAUGCUAUGCCUGGGAGCCCUGGGUCUGUGGCUGGUCGAGGUGAUCAUCAACACUGAGUGGCUCAUCGUCACUGUGGUCAGGAGCCCACCCACUGGUGUCAUUGUCCCUGACCUGCCCUGCAGCAUUGCUAACCAGGACUUUGUAAUGGCUCUGAUCUAUGUGAUGGUUCUGCUUCUAGCUGUGCUGCUGAUGCCUGUGCCCUCACUGACACACAAGCACAAGCAGUGGCGCAGAGAUGGAGCUUUCAUCCUGGUCACGGGGCUCUGUACCAUGGCUAUCUGGGUAGCUUGGAUUGUCAUGUACAUCCAUGGGAACAGAGUGACCGGGAAUCCCAGCUGGGACGAUCCUACUCUGGCUGUAGCUGUGGUGUCAAAUGCCUGGGUGUUCCUCUUCCUCUACACCAUCCCAGAAAUCUGCUUACUGACCCAGGAGGACCCAGACCAGGAGCAGCCACAUGAUGGAGAUCAUGUUUAUCCUGCUAGGAGCCUGGUUUAUGACAACAUCCUGAAGGAGCCAGAGCCACCCCAACAGAACGUGUAUAUGGAGAAUAAAGCCUUCUCUAUGGACGAGCCUCCUACAGUACCCACAAAGCCAGUGUCUCCAUAUGGUGCUUAUAAUGGUCAGCUACGAAGUUGUGUGUACCAGCCCACUGAAAUAGCCCUGAUUGCCAAAGGUCUGACUAAGAUGAACCAAGAAGCGAUGAUCCCUCGAGCCACACCCCCGUAUUUGAAUCCAGGAAGUGGCAGCUCCCUGCCUCGCUUGGUCGAGUCCUUGCCUUCUUAAGGACUGUCACGCAACUGCAGUGUGAGGCAAGAGUCACUUACAUGCUUGGUUGUUACAGCUAUGAAAUAAAUCUCCACCAGGGGUUUGUUCUAUCCUGAGAGUUCCUAGUUUCAAAUCUAAUGCUCCCUCUUUCUCUUCCUUAGAAAGAUGCUUUAAAUAACAACACACUGUGGUGAAUCUCCAGCAAUAUGCAGUAAUAUGAACUAGCUCCUCUCAUACAAACACUUCAUUUUGUCUUAUACUUCAUUUCCUCUGAUGUGCACUGCUUGUCUGUUCUGUAUGCACAAGGGCUAAGUGUCAUAAAUCAAAUAUUAUAAAAAAAGCUGACAAUAUCAGAGAUAGGACAGCUUAUACAGCAAAUGAUUUUCAUAUGGAAAGGUUAUGCCUCAGCUUCUCUCUUCCAUUUCCAUUCUCCCUUUAUGGCAACUAGUGGCCUAAACCUUUUACUGUCAACUAUAAACCAGCUUUGCUCACUUGUAGCUUGUACUCAUUGGACUCCCAAAAAAGUCAAUAAUCCAAGAGAAAUGUAUGUAUCUCUGAAAGUAUUUACUUUACCUUGUAGCUAAGAGAAAGACCAAAAACUGUUCUGUCUCUACUUUUUACAUUUCUAAAAAAUCUAAAUCCCAAAGAGGAACAAUGUAUAAAAUUGUCAGGUAACAACCAACCCUCUGUAGGUUGAUGGUGGAGAAACAGUAGACAAGGAUUAGAUACGGAGAGUUUAAAGCAAAGGCAUGUCUAUGAUUUAACGGUUACAUUUUAGUUUUUAUUCACAAACAUUGAAAGCUGUUAUUGUGUUCUCACCAAUAUAAUUUCUUGUUUCUGAUGACUGUUAAUCUGUUGGCUGUUGUAAAACAUACUUUGUUCACUUGUGAAAUUAUGUUCUGAUUCAGACUUCCUCUGAAAGCCAUAGUGUAGCCAUUUUGUAGUGUCUUAGAUUUAUAAAAAUGUAAAUUUAUGUAAAGGUUUAAAUUCUAAUUUAUUAAACCUGUAAAGGUUACUUUAAUCCUGUGUGGCUGUUGGAUCUGGUAACAGGUACACAACUCACAAGGACGCAGAUGUGGGAUAAUGCAAGAGGAAGUGUCGAAAGGAUUAUCAUGUACACUGCCUAGUUAUUUACAUAUAUUGGCGUGAUGCGAUUUAACAGGUUUACCUGGGGCCCUGUGCAGGGAUUGGCUCUCGUAUUGUGGUGCGUGGGCUUACACUGCUGAACAAGGCUGUAAACUAUUUUAGGUGACCCUGAGAAUGGGAAUGUUACACUAUCCAACCAGUAAAUUCCGACAAUAAAUCCAUGUAAUGCUCUUUUCUAGUUUGGAUUCAGGACUGUAAGAGUCUUAGAGCAACAGAGUGGAUGCACUUACAGUUUGAGUUUGGAGCAUUGAGUGAGAUUUGAGUACCUGAUUAAAAAAGUGCACUGUCUGAGAGCAGCAGCAGCAGUAAAAGGCUGCCGAACCUUCUCUGCAUUCAUGUUUGUUACAUAGGAAGCUGAGUGGGUUGCAAAUGAGCACCAUCACACACACAGUGACUGAAAGUGAUCAUUAUUUAAACAGUUUUAAAAUGCUACUGAUAUAUGGUACUGGUAUAUGGUUUUGAAAUAAACAUACUCUAUAUUCAAAACAUUA
Messenger RNA from Siniperca chuatsi (mandarin fish), 3300 nucleotides. RefSeq names its product G-protein coupled receptor family C group 5 member C-like. The transcript has 4 exons. The record is from RefSeq and is a predicted model, not a curated record. Gene Ontology annotation, cellular component: signaling receptor complex; extracellular exosome; plasma membrane. The coding region runs from base 500 to 1681 and encodes 393 amino acids. Gene Ontology annotation, biological process: G protein-coupled receptor signaling pathway. Gene Ontology annotation, molecular function: protein kinase activator activity; G protein-coupled receptor activity. Lineage: Eukaryota; Metazoa; Chordata; Actinopteri; Centrarchiformes; Sinipercidae.